Messenger RNA from Eruca vesicaria subsp. sativa (arugula), 1218 nucleotides. NCBI's taxonomy places the organism in Eukaryota, Viridiplantae, Streptophyta, Magnoliopsida, Brassicales, Brassicaceae. The record is from the annotation of a GenBank genome assembly.
AGAAAAGAACACCGUCUCCAAAAGUGUGUCUGCACAUUACCAAAACGAAACCUUCCCAUUGGAUUCCCACUACUUUUUUUCUUGUUUUAAAUUAAAUGUUUUGGCAGAAACAGAGUAAUAAAAUUGUUUAGUUGUGCUCUUUGUUUUGGUUUGAGAUGGAAAGAGAUUUUCUUGGUUUGAGCGACAAGCAGUAUCUCAGCAAUGUUAAACGCGAGGUUGACGAUGAUCGUGUCGGAGAACGAGGAUUGAGCAAGACGGCAGCUAGACAAUGGGGAAAGGCAAAGCUCUUGUCUAGUUCAAGUUUCAUGCCUGCUUCUGCAGAUUUUCAGGCGGGCUCAUACCAGUGGGGCCCAGUUUCUGCGGCCAGCAAUCUCCGCCGAAGCCAAUUUAGCGGUGGUGCGUUUCAGAACGCGAAUCCGCUUUUACUUGGCGGUUCAGUUCCGUUACCAAAUCAUUCUUCUUUCCGUCCUGUCUUUAACUCGUCGGUGGAUGCACGAGUGGCUUCCUCAGGAUCACAACCUCAGCUCACUAUCUUCUAUGGUGGAACUGUUAAUGUCUUUAAUGAUAUAUCUCCGGAUAAGGCCCAAGCUAUUCUGGUAUGUGCCCGGAACGGUUUGAAAGGAGAAACUGGAGAGAGCAGCUUGAAGAAACCGGUUCGAGAAACUGAAAGAGUUCAUGGAAAAGAAAUCCAUAACGCUGCGGCAUCAUCAUGCUCUGCCACUUAUGCUGAUAGUUUCUCUAGGUGUAGAGGCAGACCUGUUGGUGCGACUAAUGCAAUGAGCAUGAUUGAAUCAUUCAACGCAGCAGGUCCGCGAAAUAUGAUUCCUUCAGUUCCUCAAGCUCGUAAAGCAUCAUUGGCUCGGUUCUUGGAGAAGCGCAAAGAGAGGAUCAUGAGUGCACUGCCAUACAAGAAGAUGCUUCUUGAUUUGUCGACCGGAGAAUCCAGUGGAAUGAGUUACUCUGCUGCUUCUCAUACCUAAAGCCUCUCUGGGGUUCUUUUACGAUGGUAACUUGUACUAUAAUCAAUAAAUUAUUAUUAUAGCUACCAUUUAUUAUUUUGCGAGCAGGAGGAGGCGUCAGGGGUCUGUAUUUGAGCAUUGUUGUAAUGGUUAAGUUUGUUAUUGUAGGAUCAUUUUAUUAUUUCAAACACUAACGUAUAAUAUAUAUAUUUGUCAUGUUUGUCAAGAAUAUAAGACCUAAAUAAAAGCCACUAUUGUU